Molecule: messenger RNA, 3041 nt
Organism: Cylas formicarius (sweet potato weevil)
Lineage: Eukaryota; Metazoa; Arthropoda; Insecta; Coleoptera; Brentidae
Gene: Nup107
Product: nuclear pore complex protein Nup107
Exons: 10
Coding region: 513-3011 (832 amino acids)
Biological process (GO): post-transcriptional tethering of RNA polymerase II gene DNA at nuclear periphery; regulation of DNA-templated transcription; protein import into nucleus
Cellular component (GO): nuclear pore outer ring; nuclear pore
Molecular function (GO): structural constituent of nuclear pore
Source: RefSeq, a predicted model, not a curated record
UAAUUAAAGGCGUUUUUUUAAACGAUAUUCCGCAUAAGCGGUUGUUGGUUGGCGAAAAAAUUAUUUUUAAUAAAAAAGAUUUCUAAAUGUAGCUUUAGUUUGGAGCUUGUUUUAAAUUUUGCAAAUUUAAUAAAAUCAUUAAAUCUCUCCAUCUCUUUUCAAGAUGAGUUAGACAGCUGCCAUAGUGAGUUUCUUUAUGGAAGGGGCACCACCUGGAUCCUGAUGUCCGUAACUUCCAUAGCGUAGUCACGUGUUUAUCUUAUACAGUUAAACAAAUACAAUUAAACGGAUAUCAAAUUGUUUAUACCAAAAAAACAGAGGAUUCUGCGAGGAGCCGAUAACAAACGUCCUCCCAAUGCAAUGCUCACCACAAAAUAAAAUCCUUAAAUAAACUCGACAUUUGACUGUAACCGCAAAAUUUUAAAGAAGAAAAUGUUAGGUUAUAGUUUUCCCGCUUUCAAAUUGGUUAAAAGCAAUUUUUUUUAUCAGAUGUAGUUUCUGUAGUGCUGAAGAUGGAAAAACAACUGCAUACGCCAGCAAAAGUAUUAGGUGAUGUGAGGUCACCGGCUAGGACAGGCCUGUUAACAAAAAAAUUUAAUGUGAGCAAUAUUUCAAUAAAAUUUUCUUCACACGAAUUGGAACUGCUACAAACCAGCCAAUUUAGACCCAAUGACACUACCUUUGAUACAUUUUAUAAUAAAACGGUUACUGGUGAGGUUAUUCAAGCAAAUGCCCCAUGGAAAACUACUGUGGAUAGUCUGUAUACGGAAUUUUUUGAAAUUUUACAAGGAACUUUGGGAAGUAACGAUGUUUUGGAAGUUGUUUCUGAAUUAGGGAAGUGCUGCUCGGAUUCUCUUAAUGUGUUACGUAGCAUGAAAGAAAAAGUUGCCAUAAUGAAUGUAGAUGAAGAAGAAUGGCUAGAAAAAGAAAGGGAUACAUGGAGGCUAAUGUUUAUUUUGUAUCAGGAUCGUUUAGUAUCCCAAUCAGUUGAAGGCAAUGGUGAAAUAAUUCCAUAUUUCGGUAGGUCAGAGAAAAAUUGCGUCGAAAGCCUGUUUAAAAGAGAAAGUUUAGUGAGAGAGUGUCAGCUAGUUAUAGACUGGUUAGAAUGUCAGGCAGCCGAGAAGGAUGACCAAGUGUUGCAUUUUUCUGAUUCGUCGGUGGGUUGGGAGAAUACCUUACAUCAGUUACAGUCUGCUGACACAAUAGCAUUUCAAAGUUCGCGCCAAGUUGUAGACAAGUUGGAUCCUGAUUCGGUACAUUACCAAUGGAAACCUUUGCAUGACUUGGACACAGAAGAUGAAAAGAAACUGAAUAGGAAAAUAUUUCAGGAAAUAAGAUGUGGAAAACUUGAAGAAGCUCAAAAAUUGGCUCGGCAAUGUGGCCACGCUUGGAAAGCGGCAAUUUUUGAAGGGUGGAGAUUGUUUCACGACCCCAACAUAAAGGAAAACUACGGAAUUGACCAAAGCUCCGAUGUUGGUGACGGUUGUGAAGAGAUGGAUUCCAACGAACUAAAGGAGAUAGAAGGAAAUCUCAGCAGGGAUAUUUGGAAGAUCAUGGCACUCAGAUAUUGCAAACAAGAUUAUAUAAGUGCAUUGGAAAAGGCAUCAGUAGGCUCAUUUUGCGGCUGUAUAAACGCGAUGCUAGCAGCUUGCUCUAGUUGGGAAGACGGACUCUGGGCUUACAUGAAAUCGAUGGUUGAUAUUCGCGUUGAAUCUGAAGUAAGGGACUGUUGCACCAGGGAUAAUCCCUAUUUACCAUUGCCGGAGGAAUAUUGGGCGCAACGAAUGUCACUUAAUGAUGUGUUUGCGAACCUCGAAUCCUCAAACAGCUCAGUCAUAAGAGAAGCAUCUUGCCAUCCUCAGCAUGUCAUUCAAAAGUAUAUCAUACUGGACGAGAUAUAUAGUUUGUUGUGUGAGCUUGAAGAAUGGUGCGAGAGUGCGUCAACCCAAUUUUUGAGGUUCGCUGCUCAUCUUGCGUUAUUCCUGGAUCACAUCAAGGAAAACCACAGCAGAGAUAAGGUGGAGAACGUAAUUAAGGGUUAUAUACGGCGUUUAAUGAACAUGAAUGAAACCCGUAUGGUGGCCUUUUACGUCAGCAAGUUGAGUCCCGGCAACCAAGUCCAAAUCUACGCGGAACAUUGCCAAAAUAUCCUCGACGACAAUGAACGAAAAGAAGCGUUAGAUUACGCGUCGAGUUGCGGCUUGGAUGUCUUCGCCAUAACGAAACAGAUCGUCGAAAAUAUCCGAAAUCUGCCCCAGGAAAUCGAUGCCCGCGGAAAUCUACAGCAAAGACUAACAGAGACGGAUAAACUGAAGAUAUGCGCUUUGGAUUGGCUGAUGUUUGAUGAGGAUCAAAGGCUAGAACUGAUCGUCCAAUCGAACGCCAUAAUUUUUAGUUUUUUAACAUUGGGCAAAGUCGACGCGGCCCAAAUGGCUUUUAAUAAGCUGCCAUCCGACUCGAUAGAGGAUUUCUUGGAGGAAAUCAAAGUUUCAGAUAAGAAUAAAGAUUUUAAAAAUAUAAUAAAAGAACACCAAAGCUACAAGGCUUACUUGGAAGCCCACGAAGCCUUUAACGAGUGGUUUAAAAAUCUUAAAAACAAACCCAUCGAACCGGCGACAUUGUCGGUGCAUGCGCAGUUCGCGCAAAAGGUGGCGCACCAACACAAGAUCUCUCAGUACAUGGCGGAACUGGAACGAUGGAGACUGUCGACGGCCCAAUUGGCAAAAAUUGCGAAAGCGCUCUUGUACAACAUCCUCCUGUUUCCCGGAGGGUGGUUAGAGGGCGCCAAAGAUGGCGAAUAUCUCAGAUCGAUAGUGAUUCCCGAGGUUAUGAUGCUACUGUAUUCGGUUCUGGUAGAAUCGGACAUGCGGGAGGAGUGUUCGCAGUUGGUCGACGUUUUGGCCUCCAAAGAAUAUCAGCUUUACAAGGCGUUCUCGAAAGAACUACUGGGCGAUUUUUUGAUGAAAAUAGGCGCCACAGUUAACCAAAUCGAAUCAGGAUUCAUAUCUUAAGCGCAUUUUGUUAGUUAGAUUUUUUUUACU